Pygoscelis adeliae (Adelie penguin) is the source of this 3135-nucleotide messenger RNA. It is a transcript of the gene DNA2, whose product is annotated as DNA replication helicase/nuclease 2. Gene Ontology annotation, biological process: replication fork reversal. Gene Ontology annotation, cellular component: cytoplasm. The coding region runs from base 1 to 3135 and encodes 1044 amino acids. Lineage: Eukaryota; Metazoa; Chordata; Aves; Sphenisciformes; Spheniscidae. The record is from RefSeq and is a predicted model, not a curated record. Gene Ontology annotation, molecular function: 5'-flap endonuclease activity; single-stranded DNA helicase activity. The transcript is spliced from 21 exons.
AUGGAGCUGAGGCGGGAUGAGCCGUGCGCGGCAGAGGACCUGCUCAUGGCAGAGAGAUUUCAGAAGAAAGUGACUGGCUCCCCUGACACAAUACUUAAGAAUGGGUUGAACAACAGAUACUGUGUGUUGGAAGUCAGCGUAAUACAGAGAAAUGGAAGUGACCCUGAGAAACACUUGACAAUUACAGCGUCUCAGUCACUGGAAGAUACAGAACUGUGCAUUCUUAGGAAUGGCUGGGAGUCUGUUCCGGUUGUUCCAGGAGACAUCAUUCAUUUGGAAGGGGAGUGUAGCUCCGGUACCUGGAUAAUAAAUGAACAGUCUGGAUACCUGGUUCUUUACCCAGAUCUGCUGCUUUCUGGCACUACGGUGUCAAAUAGUAUUCGAUGCAUGAGACAAGCAGUGCUGAGUGAAAGGUUUAGGGGCUUCGAGUCUGGUUCACGCCAAACACUCAUUGGUACAAUUCUUCAUGAUAUUUUUCAACAAUCGGUAACAAAUAACUUGGCACAAGAAAAAGUUGAAGAACUAGCGAAUAAAAUUGUAUAUGGACAAAAUUAUCUCAAAGAAAUGUAUCACUUAAAUCUGAAACAAACAGAAAUCAUGCAGGCAGUGGAAGAAUAUUUGCCAUCAUUUUUUAAAUGGGCGGAAGACUUCAUGCACAAUCCAGCUAACCAAAAUAAAAUUCAACUAAAACUGUCAAGUGGUGAAAAAACAGAUUUAUCUUCUAAGAUAGAGAUUGUAGAUAUCGUAGACAUUGAAGAGAAUAUCUGGUCUCCCAGGUUUGGGUUGAAGGGAAAGAUUGAUGUUACAGCCAGGGUGAAAAUCCAUCGCCAGUCUGGAGUACAGUCUAGGAUAAUGCCGUUAGAGCUCAAGUCUGGCAAGGAAUCUAACUCCAUAGAGCACAGAAGUCAGGUUAUUCUGUAUACAUUGUUGAAUUUAGAACGGAGAGUAGAUCCUGAAGCUGGAUUUCUUAUUUAUCUUAAAACUGGUACUAUGUACCCUGUUUCUGGAGCUCGCAUGGACCGAAGAGAAUUAAUGAAGUUAAGAAACCAUCUGGCCUUCUACUUAACACACAGUACAUAUAAAUCUGCCGUGGGAAGGCAGCAAUCACAGCUUGCUGCUUUGCCUCCUGUAAUUGAUGACAGUCAAGCCUGUAAAUACUGCUCCCAAAUACACAAUUGCUCUCUAUACAGCAGAGCUGUAGAACAAAAGAUGGCCAGCGUGUCUUUUCCUCCUGCUUUGGUACCCAUUAUUGAAAGAGAGACCCAGCACCUGAAACCCUCCCAUUUAGAGUAUUUCAGCCUGUGGUAUCUAAUGUUAACCUUGGAGCUGCAAAGUGGAGAGGGUAAAAAGGGAUAUAAAAAUAUAUGGAUGAUACCUUCUUUGGAAAGAGAGAAGGCUGGAGAUUGUGUUGGAAACAUGAUCAGAAUUGAUCAAGUGCAGGAAAUUUCUGAGGGACAGUUUCUACAUUGUUUCCAACGUAAAAAUGGUGCCAUACCUAGAACAAACCUAUUGGUUGGUGAUAGAGUGGUUGUGAGUGGAGAAGAACAUGGUUUACUUGGUUUGGCUACUGGUUAUGUUAGAGAAGUCAGUGUGACAAAAGUCUCCUGUUUGUUGGGCAGGAAUUUGUCAAAGCUCCCCAAGAACACCAUAUUUAGGUUGGAUCAUGAAGAAGGAGAUUUUGGUAUGGGAGUCCCCUUUGAAAACCUUUCUAAAUUGAUGAAAGAUUCCCCAGUCAGUGAAAGGCUCCGCAACUUGAUAAUUGACUUCCACAAACCACGUUUUAUUCAGCAUUUGAGCUCUGUCCUUCCUCCAGAAGCAAAGGAAACUGUUGCAAAUAUUUUAAAGGGUCUGAAUAAGCCUCAGAAACAGGCAAUGAAACAAGUACUACUUUCAAAAGAUUACACACUUAUUGUCGGUAUGCCUGGAACAGGAAAAACUACUACAAUCUGCGCUCUAGUGAGAAUUCUUUCUGCUUGUGGCUUCAGUGUUCUUCUGACUAGUUUUACACACACUGCUGUAGACAAUAUCCUGCUAAAGCUAGCCAAAUUCAAAGUUGGUUUCUUGCGCUUGGGGCGAGCUCAGAAAGUUCAUCCAGAUAUACGGAAAUUUACAGAAGAAGAAAUUUGCAGGUCCAAAUCAAUUAAAUCUGUAAUGGAUUUGGAAGAGGUCUAUAACAGUCAGCCAGUGGUAGCAACGUCUUGCAUGGGAGUAAAUCACCCCAUCUUUGUUCGGAAGCAAUUUGAUUUCUGUAUAGUUGAUGAAGCUUCCCAAAUAAGCCAGCUCAUCUGUCUGGGCCCGUUAUUCUGCUCCAAAAGGUUUGUGCUGGUAGGGGAUCAUCAGCAGCUGCCUCCACUUGUACUGAAUGCAGAAGCAAGAGAUCUUGGCAUGAGUGAAAGCUUAUUUAAAAGGCUGGAACAAAACCAAAAUGCUGUUGUCCAAUUAACUGUGCAAUACAGAAUGAAUAGUAAAAUUAUGUCACUGAGUAACAUGUUAGUGUAUGAAGGCAAACUGGAAUGUGGCUCAGAGAAGGUGUCAAAUGCCACUGUUAACUUGCCCAACCUAAAAAAAAUGAAACUGGAGUUUGCAGAUGCUUCAAAAACAUGGUUGAAAGAAGUACUUGAUCCAGACAUACCUGUGUGUUUUCUGAACACAGAGAAGGUCCCAGCACCAGAACAUGCAGAAAAAGGUGGUGUAAGUAAUGUGACAGAAGCUAAACUAGUACUCUUCCUCACAUCCUUAUUUAUUAAGGCCGGCUGUAAGCCUUCAGACAUCGGCAUUAUAUCACCAUACAGACAUCAAUUAAAAACAAUCACUGAUUUGAUGGCAAAAUUGAAGGAGAACAGAGUGGAAGUCAACACAGUAGAUAAAUACCAAGGAAGAGACAAAAGUAUCAUAAUUGUAUCUUUUGUUAGGAACGGUAAUGAUGAAAAUCUUGGCGCCCUCCUGAAGGACUGGCGACGUCUUAAUGUUGCUAUCACAAGAGCCAAGCACAAACUAAUCAUGGUGGGCUGUGUUCCAUCCCUGUGUCGCUAUCCUCCUUUAGAGAAGCUCCUCUGCCAUUUGCAGUCUGAGGCAAUGAUCUUCAAUCUUCCAGCAGGGGCUCAUGAAAGUAUCCACAAGUGUUACAUUUUAUGA